Messenger RNA from Eurytemora carolleeae, 3013 nucleotides. RefSeq names its product flotillin-1. Gene Ontology annotation, biological process: protein localization to plasma membrane; protein kinase C signaling; positive regulation of cell-cell adhesion mediated by cadherin. Lineage: Eukaryota; Metazoa; Arthropoda; Copepoda; Calanoida; Temoridae. Gene Ontology annotation, cellular component: plasma membrane. The transcript is spliced from 13 exons. The record is from RefSeq and is a predicted model, not a curated record. Bases 753 to 2054 code for a protein of 433 amino acids.
UUCUUUUAAAGUAACUGUUUGUUUUGCUCUUUUUGGGUUUUAUUCACCGCAAAUUUUUGGACAGAAGGUAUCAAAAAGGAGAGGCUUGAAUGUUUGUCCCCUCAAAGCACCGAAAAUCAUGUACCCUUAUUGUGCUUCUGACUCAUGUAAGGUUUGUUUGUGUGGGGGGGGGGUGAUUAAGAAUUAAUGUUUAAGUAUGCAAUGGGUGAAAUAAUGGCUCAAUUCUUAUGUAAAAAAAAUUGUAAAAAUUGUAAAUCUAUAAUGGUCAAGAGUAAAGAAAUUAAAAACUUGUCUCUCACCUGUUCGGCAUCUUACAUUCAUAAUUGUGAUAAUUGAUGUUUUAAGCCUUAUUUGUACACAUGUGUAACAUUAAAGCCCAAUUUCAGUUAGGGAGGGGCACACCGUCAUUCAUUUGGGGCAUGGCAAUAAUUUCUCAAAUCUCCUUCACAUCAAUUUUAUUUAAAAACAAAACUCGAUGUUCAAUUUCAGAUAAAUAAUGGUAAAUAGUAUAAUUAUCUUGUAAGUCAAGAAUAACCCCUGUUGAAAAGCUAAAAUGUGUGCGGAUGGCUUGAACCUCGAGAAACCGGUUUCCUGAACCUACUUUGCGCAAACUCUAGUUCUAGUAGUGUAGUUUCAUUAUCAAUACUAUACUCCGGACUGGAGAGUUGAAGAGUACCUAGUUUACACCAGACCUGGAGAAGAUAAACAGUGCCUUAUUUAAUACCACUGGAGUGCCUUGAUACUUGUUAAAUAUGUGUUUUGAUAUUGGUGUAGUUGUCUGCGGACCUAAUGAAGCUCUCGUCAUCUCUGGAAUGUUUCAGGGAAAUAAACCCUCUUACAUUACUGGUGGACGAGCUAUAGUUUGUCCUUGUAUACAGACUGUACAAAGGAUAACUCUGAAUACAAUGACCCUAUCUAUCCUGACGGAGAGAGUAUACACUAGUCUAGGAGUACCAAUCAGUGUCAUUGGAACUGCUCAGGUUAAAAUUAAUGGAUCUAGCAGUGAUAUGUUGGAGUCAGCAGCUGAACAGUUUGGAGGAAAAACAGAAAUAGAAAUUAAAGAAAUUUGUUUGGCCACCCUGGAGGGUCAUCAAAGAGCUAUCAUGGGAAAUAUGUCAGUUGAAGAAAUUUACAGAGAUAGGAAAACUUUCUCAGAAAAGGUCUUCGAGGUUGCUUCUCAGGACCUGUAUAAUAUGGGAAUAAUGGUGAUCUCCUAUACCUUGAAGGACGUCAAGGACGAUGUUGGAUAUUUGGCUAGUCUGGGUCAGGCUAGAACUGCACAGGUCAAGAGGGACGCUCUUAUAGGUGAGGCUGAGGCUAGAAAGGAUUCAACUAUAGCUGAGGCUAGAGCUGAAGAGCAGAGGAUGGAGGCUAAACUGAAGAACGAUACAGAGAUUGCUCGUGCCAAGAGAGAUUAUGAACUCAAGAAAGCUGUUUAUGACACAGAGGUAAACACAGCGAAGGCUGAGGCUGAGAUGGCGUAUAGUCUGCAGGCAGCCAAGGUCCAGUGCAGGAUUAAGGAAGAGGAGAUGCAGGUCAAGGUAGUCGAGAGACAACAGAAUAUUGCUAUUCAGGAGCAAGAGAUUCUCAGGAAAGAGAAAGAGUUGGACAGCAAAGUAAGAAAACCCGCCGAGGCGGAGAAAUAUCGUCUGGAGAGGAUCGCCGAGGCGGAUAAACAGAAAAUUGUUCUGGAGGCGGAGGCGGAAGCCGAGGCGAAAGCACUUAAGGGAGAAGCUGAGGCGUAUGCUAUUGAAGUGAAAGCUAAGGCGGAGGCGGAGCAGAUGGCAAAGAAGGCGGAUGCCUGGAAGGAGUACAAAGAAGCUGCUCUUGUAGAUAUGAUGUUGCAGAUGAUGCCAAAGAUUGCUGCUGAAGUGAGCGGACCUAUAUCUCAGACGAACAAGAUAACAAUGGUCUCCAACGGAGAUGGUCCUGUCGGAGCAAGCAGAAUUACACAAGAGGUUCUAGAUAUCAUGGGUUCACUUCCUGAUACAGUGGAAAAGAUGACCGGAGUCAAUAUUACGGAGAAGCUGGCCAGAACCGUUAAUCGCCGAUAAUGUUGGCGGACCUUCAAACCGCCUGUAGUAUUGAUGGCCCUUCAACCCCCCUGUAAUAUUGGCGAUCCUUUAAUUGACUAAAAUGCAGCCUUUAAAAUCCAAUUCAAUAUUGGCGGUAUUACUUUUGCUAAACUGGUUAAUUUACAAAACGACUACAGUAAUAUAAACCUUUCAAAUCAACUUUACGACAUUAGCGGGCAUUCGUCCUCGUUUGAAAUUUGAAACAAAAAUAUUUUUGGCUCCAGCAGUUCUUUAUGAUGGGGUAAAGAUGGAAAACCUGAGUAUCUUCUUACAGGUUUAGAAAUACAGGUUUUAAAUACUCCAAAAUCAACAAGAUACAGUUUAGUACAAAAGCAAACUGUUUUCUUCUCAAUAUUUAUGUACUGUGUGCUAUGUACAUUGUACUCUUAAUGUUUAUAUUUAUGUUUAAAGUACUUCUUUUAUGACCCUCACUAACAAAUGUUUAUGUUUGGGAACAAAUGAUAUUUCUGCUCUUAUACUUUUUUGGAUUGAUGAAUGUUCAAACACCAAACCUGAAUUUAACUUUUUAUUUCGAGAUUUAUUCUUAAUAGAUGACGGAACUAAUGAUAAAUUUGGCGCACAAGCUAUAGAGGAAACGGACCUAAGUGUUUUCUUGACCUACGAAUUUGUUAGACCUUAGAAAUUAAGUUGAGUUUAGAGAGAGUUAUGUUGGGAUGGCAUUUUUUUAAGCCCUAAAUAUGCUCUGGCCUUAGAUCAGAAACUUCUUAGGUCGGUUUCCAUAGCAUUUAUAAUUUGAUAUGUAGUGUAACACAAUUUGCUUGAACGAAUCUAAUGUGUGAUAUUGUUAAAUUGGUAUAUAUUUCAAGCCUAACGAAACUUACCUUUGUCAAAUAUUAGUAUGAGUGCCUUGAAUGAAACACAUAACUGGUUAAACUGAAACUAACUUUUACUCGUAAUCUUUUUCACGCAAAAAAAAA